UGUUUGCAGAUGGUUUACCACAAGUCUGUUCAACCAAAGAUUAUUCCACUACUACUACAACAACUAAGGUAAAUAAACAAUAUAUUACAACGACAGCAACAACAGCAAAGCCGGCAAUAAAUAUUAAAUCAUUUAAAACAACAUCAUCAUCGCCACUCAAAGAAAAAGCUGAAAAAUUGUUUGGAGGUCAAUAUACAGCAACAUCAGCAGCAACAACAAUAACAACUUCAUCAUCAUCGUCGUCAAGCUGCUCAGCAUUGUUUGCAACAACCAAAGAAGAAGAGAUCUUUUCUAUAAAACAAACUAAAGAGAGUUUAGAAAAGAAUCGACAAGAAAAUAAUGAAAUAAUGGCUGAACAACAGCAACAACAAGAAUAUUUUGAAAUUUUCAAGAAAACCAAAGAAAUAAUAAAUGAAGAAGAGCAACGGCAACAACAACAAGAAUUUAAUGAUGAAACACUAAUAACUAAUGCUAGUAUUACAAAUAAACAACAACAACAACAACAAUUACAAGAAAUGGCAACUCGUUUAACGGGUUCUACUAAUACAAAUACUGCUUCCUCUUCUUCACCAUCAUCAUCAUCAUCAUCAUCAGCAGCAACAUUAACAAAGAGAACUGAGAAUGAGAGAGAAAAUAGCGGGUUUUUGUUAAACACAACAACUGGAGCAAAUGUGUUUGCUACUAAUAGUAAUCAUCAGUCUCUAAAUAAAUGCGAGAGUGAACGUUUAGUAUGUGCGGCAAAUAAUAUUACGGGAGUUACAAAUAAUAUUAAUAAUAAUUUUAAUAAUACAACAACAGCAACAAAUAAUAGUGUAACUAUUGGUGUUAUAAGUGUUAGUGGUAAUAAUCAAAAUAGUAGUAGUGCUGGUAUAGUGAAAAUCUCACAAAAAUUACAAGAAAAUCAAUUUAUUAAAAACGAACAACAACAACAGCAGCAGCAACAGUUGAAUAAUAAAAAAUUUAUAAAAUUUAAACAAAAUACUGUAACGGGUGCAAGUUUUGGCGAGGAUUUAAAGUCGCCUAGUAAAUUAACCUCUAGCAAUUCGGCAGGCAGUUUAGCCGGAUCAGCAGCAGCAGCAGCCACAUUUUUGCCCUCAUCUAGUGGUAAUUGUUUGGUUAAAAAGAAAAUGGUGGCCGUGCAAGAAAUGAAAAAGUCCUCACAGAAUAAUACACAUUUAAGUGGCUGUUUGGCCACAAAUCGUUUAAAUAAUCGUGUAGGAGGAGGUGGAGGCGGUGGGGUUAACGUGGAGUCCUCUGAAUUGGAUACCAAUGAGGAUUUAAGUUAUGGUCCGGGUAUUGUUUCCAAAUUAAGAUGCCGCUAUUUAAGUUUGGCUUUAAGGGAAUCCAUGGAACAGCAGCGUUUAAAUAAAGAUCAAUUAAGACGUUCUACUAGUUUAAAUAAUUUACUGGAUAAUCAUAAUGAGGAGGAAAAUUGUGAUGAAGAUGAAGAGGUGGAGGCUGAGGAUGAUGAAGAUGCUAAUCAACAGGAUUUUAUUUAUGAAAACUUUAAACAGGAAUCGCCUAAGAAAACUGGAAUUUUGAAAACGUCUCUAAAUAAAACUCCCGAAAAAAGGUAUUCCCCCCAUAAUCAGGGUUCAAAUGGUGUGGGUGUUACCUUUACCGAAACCUCAUAUAAUAAACGUUCUCGCCAUUUGAAACGGGGCAAUGAUUCUUUGAAAAGAGCCCGUUCUGUAGAGGCUUUAUUAAGUGAAAAGUCUCCUUGGCAUACUAGAGCCAAUACCUCGGCUCCCUGUGCUAAUCAGGUGAGCAUAGAAGAUAAAAUUCAUAAUGCUAGAGAAAGACUGCAACAGGGUACGGAUCAUAUGCCUCCCAAAAGACUAACCUCCAUAAUAGAUGAUACCGAAAGACCUCCACCGGAUUUGGUUAAGCAAACUUUAAAAAUGUUUGAGGCCUCGGCUAAUCGUAGACCCAGAGCCACCAAUCGUGGCAACUGCAAAGGUGAGGUGGCCAGUAAAGUGGAAACUUUUAAAAAUAUCAUUAAAGAACAAAAACCUUUGCCUACUUACAACAAAUCUCUAAGUCCCACUAAGAAAUUAAAUCUAACGCCACAACAACCACAAAAACCUUUAAAAUCGUCCACACCACAAGCCAAUGAUCUAUUGCAAUCUCCCUUGGGUAGAAAGGUCCUUAACAAGGCUAUGGCCAAUAAUACAUCUGCCGAAAGUUUAACACCUUUAAAAGGUCUUAGCUCGCUAUCAGAACAUACACCGGACAUAAUACCGCGACAAAAAUUCAAUCAAGAGCGUGAACAAAAUAAAAAUAAAGAGCAAAUGGAUCUGCCAAAUAAAGAGAAACUAACUAAGAGAGAUCUAAAUAAAGAGAAAUUUGAAAUGGUAACCGAUUCUCCGGUCACAUCGCUCAGCAAAGAGUUAAGUAAAUUGAAAUUAAACGAUAACACACCAACUAAAAGCAAUAGCAGCGAUAACUGCAGCAAAAAUGCUGUCAACGAAGGUGGUGAUCAUGGUGGUGACGCAUCAUGCCAACGCCACAAUAUAAAUAACAAAUAUCCCCCCUACAACAACGAUUUAAUAAACGAAGAAAGCAACUCUCUUAAAAACGAAAACGAUAAGAUUAUAAAUAAUAAAAAAUCAAAUAAUACUGAAGCUACUACAACUACAGCAACUACAAUUUCAAGCAACAGCAGCAACAAUACGAUCGCUAUGAAAAACGAAGAAGCAACAGUUAAUAAUUAUGACUGUUUAACAAAGAAGACGGACAAAGAAGAAAACGGCGACAACAACGUAGACGACGCCUCAACGCCUCCUCCCAGUAGUAGUGAUUUAAGUGAUGGUGGUGAAGACAUCGAUCACGAUACGGGCGAUUUGAAAUUAACAACCUCAAAACGUAUAACGCGCACGGCACUCGAUAAUAUAGCAAAAGCGGGUUAUACACAACAAUUUAAAUUCAAUACAACAACAACAACAAAUUCACCCUCUUCCUCCACCUCCAAUUCCUCUUCCACAAACUCCUCUACAGCCCUUAAUACGGGCAAACAAAUAGGUGUUAUACGUCCUUUACUCAAUACCCAACAGCAGCAGCAGCAACAACAACAGCAAAAAAUCAACGAUUCCACUAUGGAAACUUUAAAACAUUCCUCCCCUAAUAACACCAAUCUUACUUCACGCGAAAUAGAAAAGAAUCGCAUAAAUGAUUUGAAAAAAUCCACCAAUUCUACACAUCAAACUUCUCCUACUGCAACAGCCCAUAAUACAUCCUCCUCCACCUCCUCGCCCUCAGCUAGUCUUGAACAUCAUGUGAUUAAAUCAACAGCCCCAAACGCUGCAACAGCUUCUACUACCGGCUAUUCCGAUGUUGAUUCCGUUAUAAGUGCUACAAAUAGUCCAUUGUGGGCCAUGCGUAAACGACGCCAGGCACCACCAGCUGCACCUGCCGAAAAUACCUCUAUGGUGUUUAAUUUUUCAAAUCGUAAAGAGGUUCCCGAUUAUAUAGAAAAUGAUGGUGUUAUUUUUAGACGCAAAAGAGAAUUGCCAAAGGUAAGUAGUUGUAAACUUAAACUUCAUCUUGAAAACGCUUCAAAAAAGAAAGUGAAAGUGAUCUUGACAUCAAAACAUAGAAAUCAACAUAAAAGAUUUCUUUAUGAAUAGUUAAAAUUUUGAAGAAAAAAAGUGUAAAAUGAUAAAGAAAGUAUAAAAAAUGGCAACAUUCCAAAACAUUUUAUUGUAAACUAGAAAAAUUCUAAAGAUCAUUCAUAACCUACAAGAAAACGCUAAUAGUGUAACAGUGCAAUACAGAAAUAGAGUAAUUGUUAACACAGUCUUAAACUGGUUAACAGUGAUGUCAAAUAUGUUUCAAUAAUAUUAAACAAAAUUUGAAAGAUUUCUCUCUCGAUAAUAUUUCAAAGUGCAAAAUCGACAAUAUUAUAAAAUCAAUUUCAAAGUGUUUAAAAAGUAAAUAAAAAUCAGUGAA
Molecule: messenger RNA, 3948 nt
Organism: Lucilia sericata (common green bottle fly)
Lineage: Eukaryota; Metazoa; Arthropoda; Insecta; Diptera; Calliphoridae
Product: homeobox protein 5-like
Exons: 1
Coding region: 348-3626 (1092 amino acids)
Biological process (GO): neuronal signal transduction; chemotaxis
Cellular component (GO): rough endoplasmic reticulum membrane; nuclear membrane
Molecular function (GO): microtubule binding
Source: RefSeq, a predicted model, not a curated record